AGCUGCAGGUUUGGCUCGAAGUACCAGCGCAAAAUCCUUUCCUUGCAUUUCAGAAAAUGCCGGCCAAGCUGAGCAUUAAUGAUGUGGAUGUGGCUGGCAAGCGUGUCUUCAUGCGGGUCGACUUCAAUGUUCCUCAGGACAAGGCCGACCCCACCAAGAUCACAAACACUCAGCGCAUUGACGGUGCCUUGCCGACCAUCAAGAAGGUCUUGGAGAAAGGUGCCAAGUCCGUGGUUUUGGCGUCUCACCUGGGCCGGCCCGAUGGCUCUGUCGUUGCAAAGUAUUCCUUGGCACCCGUGGCCAAGAUUUUGGAAGAGAAGCUCGGCAAGCCGGUGACCUUUUGCACCGACUGUGUUGGGCCCGAGGUGGAAGCCACCUGUGCGGACCCUGCCCCGGGCUCCGUGAUCCUCUUGGAGAACUUGCGGUUCCACGUUGAGGAAGAGGGCAAGGGAGUGGAUCCGGAGGGCAACAAGAUCAAGGCUGACAAGGACAAGGUGAAAGAGUUCCGUGCUUCCAUCAGGAAGUUGGCGGACAUCUACUGCAACGACGCUUUCGGCACUGCCCACCGUGCACACAGCUCCAUGGUGGGCGAGGGCUUUGACGUGAAGUGCGCGGGUGAUUUGAUGGGGAAGGAGUUGGAAGCCUUUGCAAAAGUCUUGGACAACCCCGCCAAGCCGGUCUUGGCCAUCUUGGGAGGUGCGAAGGUGAGCGACAAGAUUCAGCUGAUCAUGAAUAUGUUGGACAAGGUGAACAAGAUGAUCAUCGGCGGCGGCAUGGCCUACACCUUCUUGAAGAUCAAGGACGGCAUGUCCAUCGGAAGCUCCCUCUAUGAUGAGGAAGGUGCCAAGAUCGUCCCCGAGAUCCUGGCCAAGGCCGAAAAGCUGGGUGUGGAGAUCAUCCUCCCGGUGGAUUUCACCUGCUCCUCCAAGUUCGGCGAGGAUGGCGAGAUCAAGGAAGGCGUGGUCAAGGCGGAUGGCGUUCCAGAGGGCUUCAUGGGCUUGGACUGCGGCCCAGCAUCCAUCGAGCUGAACGCCAAGGCCGUUGCGGAGUCUAAGACGAUCAUCUGGAACGGCCCCAUGGGUGUUUUCGAGAUGGCCAAAUUCGAGACAGGCACCAAGAAGCUCAUGGACGCCGUGGUCGCCGCCACCGCCGCGGGCGUCAUCACGGUGAUCGGCGGCGGCGACACCGCGACCGCCUGCAAGAAGUACGGCACCGAGGACAAGGUGACCCAUUGCAGCACCGGUGGCGGUGCAUCCUUGGAGCUCUUGGAGGGCAAGGAGCUGCCAGGUGUUGCAGCUCUCAACGACAAGUAGACUUGAAGCUCGGCUCGGCGGGGAACGUGGGGUGCGCGAAGGAGAUGGUCCUUUCGGUUGUCCUAUAGAGAUAGAGCAUAUAGUAGCAUAGUGUUGUAUGUGGACAAGCAAUGUGUACAGCAUUCAAACAUGGACAUCCUGUGGAUGUUGAACCUUGCUUUCGAGAAGUUAGAUGUUCAAGCCCACUUCUCGAUUGGAGAAUUGAAACCCGCACUUGUGCGAGAUGCCACAUCUUUCACCCUGGGGAUGCCACAUCGUCAUCGCGGGCCGGUGAGGUUGCUUGUUCCGAGGCGAGCAGAAGCUGCCGAAUGACGCCCGCCCGAUUUUCUUCGAUUUUCACUUCAUUACAGGAAGUCCUUUUGCUUUGCAGCUCUGCAUUCCACUCUCCACGUCCUCACUACUGCC
This is a messenger RNA of Durusdinium trenchii, 1718 nucleotides long. The record is from the annotation of a GenBank genome assembly. Lineage: Eukaryota; Dinophyceae; Suessiales; Symbiodiniaceae.